Anopheles nili is the source of this 1955-nucleotide messenger RNA. RefSeq lists its product as uncharacterized. Gene Ontology annotation, molecular function: protein binding. Gene Ontology annotation, biological process: protein polyubiquitination. Bases 1 to 1179 code for a protein of 392 amino acids. Gene Ontology annotation, cellular component: nucleus. NCBI's taxonomy places the organism in Eukaryota, Metazoa, Arthropoda, Insecta, Diptera, Culicidae. The transcript has 4 exons. The record is from RefSeq and is a predicted model, not a curated record.
AUGGCUGCAGGCUGUAGCAAAACGUUUACUUCCAAGUACGAAGAGGAGCGAUUCUAUGACGUUGAGCAUGAAGAAUUUUGUAUAAAUUUCGAUUUUUCGAACUCGUCGACCUGUUGGAUCUGCAAUGGGUACUACGGACCAAGCUACGAGGAGCCCCUGUGUGGUACGUGCCACUCGUUUAUAUUUCCCAACCACCCGCAAGACGAAGCCGAGGGACUGGCCACGGAGGUGUCGGACGAUGAGGACUCUGGCAAUGACGAACCACCAGAGACGGGCUCCGAGGCUAGGUACCGUUCCGAUGACGAUCCCGACUACGAUGUGCUGGAAAGGCCCCGUCCAUCGGCGCCCCGUAACGUAAACCAAUAUCUGGAAAUGCUUUCGCAACCACGUGAAACUGACGAAUCGCAAAAGCAAAUUUGCGCCCUGCCUGUGGAGGUGCUGCUGUCGAUAUUCUCCUACCUUGACGACCUAUCCCUGUGGAACGCGGGCGAGGUUUGCAACCAGUGGAGGCGGAUACUGGAGGUGCACAUUCCGCAGCAAAUGUGGAAGAAAUACACAAAGGAACGAUGGCCACUGUUCCAACAGAUAUCGACCAUUCCUAACUGGCUGCAUAUGUACGGUGCCCUGAUGAAGUCCUGCUUCUGCCGCACGUGCUUGAUCCAGAUGGCCCUCAAGGCUCCGAUGCGUGGACGCGUGAAUCACAUCCGCGCGAAUCGACUUCGCGGCGACAUUCGUUCGCUGGAUCUGGACGCGACGGAGGGUAUCGAUGCGGUGGCCCUUGACAACCAGCUAUUCCACUGGCAGGCAUCAAUACUCGGUCCAGCCGGAAGCCCAUACGAGGGUGGUAAAUUCUUCCUCUACAUCGUUAUACCCUGCUCGUACCCGAUGUUACCGCCACAGGUGCGGUUUCUGACAAAAAUCGUUCAUCCGAACGUUUCCCGUCAUGGCGACGUUGGAAUUGAUAUCAUUCAGCACAACUGGUCGUUGGCACUCACUAUCUCUAAGCUGCUUCUGUCCGUCCAAAGCUUAUUGACGGAUCCAUUCACACAGAUUUGCAUGGAGCCAGAGCUGGGCCGAAUGUACGAGAAUGAUAGACCAAAGUUUGAAGCCCUCGCGCGAUGCUGGACGUGGAAGUACGCCAUGUACGAAGUGUUGCCACCACUUGGCGGUCUCCCGUAAGCAGCAGGCAACCGCUUCCCAUUGAUACUGGAUCAAUUCCAUCGGUGUAGUUUUGCUAGCAAUGUUAAGGCAUCGCGCGUGCUCACUUUCCAGCAUUCGUGGACAUGUACAGCUCUAUUCUUACGUACUCUAGGUUUUAACUACGUGUGCUUUAUUGAAACUUUUCUUCAUCUAUGCUUUGGAUGUGUUCAAGCGUCUUUUUGUCUCCUGAUUCCUGUUUCCUGUGCCAUGGAAUUCCCUUGAAACGAAGCUCAGAAAAGGAAGGUUUUUCUGUUCCGCAUCCAUGACAAUUUCUGUUCAGUCUUGUUUUCGCCAUAUUUAACGUGGAAGCUUAGAAACAUCUUAUGCUGAUGAGCACAAAACCCGAAAAAUCACAGACAUACAAUAAGUUUCUCUAGCAUCUAGGUAGGAGUGGGAUAUUUCUGAGCUUCAGUAUUGUGUAUAAAGUUAUGUGUAGUGAUUCUGUCCUAAUAGUACGUAGUGCAGACGUUCCUCAUUUAUUUAACGCGCUAUUUUCGGAGGGAUAUCGUUUGUUUCGGGAGGUCAAAAACAAAAUUACCAUACGCAUAGCUCCUAUUGCAUGAUAUACCGAUACAUUAGUCGUAAUUUUUCGAACGAUUUGGUGGGUUUAGAGCGUAUGCCGACGAGAAAACGGCAACGUCGCAGGUGGAAAUGCGUGAUAUGUUUCACUUUCGAAAGGAUCUGGAGUGUAGCGCGUAUUUUGAUAAUAAAUAAGUAUUGAGAUGAGCCCCCGUAGAGUAAAGACGAUUGGCGUA